AUGUCUUCGUCGUCCUCGUCUGAUGAUUCCGAUGAAGAUAUUAUUCUUCAAAUUUUAAUAAAUCUUCCAAGACCAAGGCGGUUUAAGGAUAGGUCAAAUCCGUUGCAGGACUAUGACGACUUGGACUUCAAGUGUCGCUUUAGAUUGUCGAAGGAAACAUUUAUGAUACUUUUGCAUAUGAUCGGUGAUUCUAUUAAACAUAAGACAAAUAGAAGUUCAUCUCUAUCACCUGUACUUCAACUUUUAAUUGCUCUGCGUUACUAUGCUACUGGAGCAUUCCAAAUGGUGUUAGGCGAUCAUAUUCAGGUUCAUAAAUCUACUGUUUGUAGAGUUAUUAAAACAGUGUCCACAGAAAUUGCUCGAUUACGUCCACAUUUUAUUGAAUUCCCUAGUACUGUUGCAGAGCAACAAAGAGUUCAAUUAGGAUUUUUCAGAUUACAUCAAUUUCCUCGUGUUAUUGGUGCCCUAGAUUGUUCGCAUAUCAGAAUACAAUCACCUAAAAGUGAUAUCGGCGAACAGUUCCGUAAUCGUAAAGGAUGGCCUGGAUCUGUCCACGAUAGCACUAUCUUUGAUAAUAGCUUGAUACGAGCAAAAUUUGAAAAUAAUGAGUUUGGAAAUACUUUUUUGCUUGGUGAUGGAGGUUAUCCUUGUAGAAAUUAUCUCCUAACUCCUUUAUUGAAUCCAAGAACUGAAGCUGAACGCAAAUAUCAAGUAUAUUUUGAAUACAUUUAA
Messenger RNA from Myzus persicae (green peach aphid), 732 nucleotides. RefSeq names its product putative nuclease HARBI1. Lineage: Eukaryota; Metazoa; Arthropoda; Insecta; Hemiptera; Aphididae. The transcript has 4 exons. The record is from RefSeq and is a predicted model, not a curated record. The coding region runs from base 1 to 732 and encodes 243 amino acids.